Messenger RNA from Rhodamnia argentea, 1755 nucleotides. RefSeq names its product TMV resistance protein N-like. Lineage: Eukaryota; Viridiplantae; Streptophyta; Magnoliopsida; Myrtales; Myrtaceae. The transcript has 3 exons. Gene Ontology annotation, molecular function: ATP hydrolysis activity; ADP binding. Gene Ontology annotation, biological process: defense response. Bases 1 to 1755 code for a protein of 584 amino acids. The record is from RefSeq and is a predicted model, not a curated record.
AUGCUUGAGCACGAGUCCAAGAUCGGGAACGAUUCGGAGGAAGUGAAGAGAUGGAAGAAAGCUCUUUUCGAUGCUGCUAGCUUGUCCGGGUGGCAUCUGAAAGAUGAAAAUGAGUCAGAGUUUAUACAAAGAAUUGUGAUGGAAAUCUCCACUCACGUAAACCGAGCACCUUUGCAUGUUGCUAAGUAUCCAGUGAGGAUAGAUUCCCAAGUUGCAAAGUUGGAAUCGAUUUUAAACCUUCAGUCCGAUGACGAUGUUCUCAUGGUGGGAUUAUGGGGAAAAGGAGGCAUAGGAAAGACGACUUUAGCCAAAUCCGUUUAUAAUAAAAUUUUCAAGCAAUUUGAGGGUUCAUGUUUUCUGCUGAAUGUUCGAGAUGCUUCAAAAAACAGCAAAGAUUUGGCUACUUUGCAAGAAAACUUGCUAUUUGAGGUGUUAAAACUCAAAGAAAGAUUAGUAGUGUCCAGUGUUGAUAGAGGUAUUAAUCAAAUACAAGAGAGACUUUGUCGCAAAAAAGUUCUCCUUAUCUUUGAUGAUGUGGAUGACUUGCGCCAGUUAAAUGCUUUAGCAGGAGAAUGCAAGUGGUUUGGUAAUGGAAGCGGGAUCAUCGUCACUACAAGAGAUAGGCAUGUAUUGACUAGUCACGGGAUAGAUCUAGAUCAUGUUUAUGAAGUUAAAGAACUGGAUAAGGAUGCAGCUCAUGAGCUACUUAGUAAGCAUGCUUUUCCGACACACCAAAAAUUUGAAAUUAGGACAGAUCUAGUGGAUGGUGUUCCGAAUCAUGCUAAAGGUCUUCCUUUAGCACUUGAGGUGCUAGGUUCCUUCUUACGUGGUAGAAGAGAAGAUGCAUGGGAAAGUGCAAUGGAUAAAGUUUCUAUGUCUCCUAAGAAAGACAUCAAUGAUGUGCUUAAAAUAAGUUAUGAUGGACUAGAGACAAAUGAGAAAGAGAUUUUUCUUCACAUUGCCUGUUUCUUUAAGGGGCGCGAAACUAAGUAUAUAGAGAACGCUCUUGACAGUUGUGAUUUUAAGGUGGUAAUAGGAUUACAAAUUCUCACCGAGAGGUCCUUGAUAAGCAUUGAGUCCAAAAAUAUAGUAGAAAUGCAUGGCUUGAUUCAAUUGAUGGGUAUGGAUAUUGUGAUCCAAGAAAGCGCCGAUCCCAGGAGACGCGACGGGCUAUGGUUUUGUGAUGACGCUGUUGAAGUUGUGUCUAGUGACAUGAAAUGGUCUUGUUGCGGAAGUCUUCUCCCCGGAGGAGAGAUGCCACAGUGGAUCCUUCCUCAUGAAGAGCGCUCCGUAUCUUUUAUGGCUUCGAAGGACAUAUACGACAAAAUUCUUGGAAUGGUUCUAUGUUUCGUUUUUCGUCCUGAUGAACAGGGAACAAAACCCGAGUUUCGGAUUUCUGCACAUGUUAAUGGUGAAAUGCGGAAAGCCGAUGGAGUAGGGUGUUCCCAUUCGUUGGAUUCGGAGCAUGUCUUACUUCUGUAUUUCAGACCAACUAAGCUGUGGGGAGCAGUCGAUUUUUGUGAAAUUGAUGGAAAUUAUGCAGAGUUUGGGGUUACAAUAUCAGGUGGAAAUAUGACAAAGUUGGGAUCCCAAAUAAUAUGCAAGCAUCUAGGGGAUGAUGCUGAGCUUCGAGACAAUCAGCUGAUUGAUCUAGCUUUAUUCUACGAGGUUGAUUAUGAAUCAACAUAUUCUGUAGCUACAAGUUCACUUAUGCACGAAGAUAGUUCGAGCGAAGCAGAUCAGCAGAAGGACUAG